AUGGGUAUCAACAAUCCUAUCCCUCGGUCUUUGAAAUCAGAAAGCAAAAAAGCUGCUAAAGUACUGGCAAGUUUCGUCAAGCCUAAUCAAAUUCUGGGUGCAGACUCUGUGAUUCCACCUAAAGUCUUGAAAAAGGCUAAGGGCCUGGCAAUAAUCACGGUAUUGAAGGCAGGCUUUUUGUUCAGCGGCCGUGCCGGUUCUGGAGUGAUUGUGGCACGUUUGCGAGAUGGUUCAUGGUCCGCACCAUCAGCAAUUGCCCUUGCGGGCGCUGGAGCCGGUGGUCUUAUUGGUAUAGAGCUUACAGACUUCGUUUUUAUUCUCAACACCGACGAUGCUGUCAAGUCUUUCUCUGAAUUUGGUACUAUUACUUUAGGCGGUAACGUGUCUGUAGCAGCUGGCCCCCUGGGAAGGAAUGCGGAAGCAGCAGCAUCUGCAUCGCUUGGAGGUGUUGCAGCAGUCUUUGCCUAUUCCAAGACCAAAGGUCUCUUCGCAGGGGUCUCCGUUGAAGGUUCCGUUAUUAUAGAAAGAAGGGAAGCAAACCGGAAAAUAUAUGGCGACAAAUGCAAAAGCAAAAUGAUUUUGACCGGUCGCGUAAGACCUCCCCCGGCCGCAGAUCCACUGUUCAGAGUUCUUGAAUCCCGUGCAUUCAAUUUCGGCGACAGAACAAGAGAUUCUGGAUUUGAUGAUGGCUUUUAUGACGACAUCCCAUCCUCUUUUGAGUCCAAUGACAUGGAUUCCAAUCAACCCAAUACAAGGUCUUCGCGAAGACGUGGGGACUCACUACAAUCAUCAAGAUCAAAUCGUGACGAUUUUGACGACGAUUUUGGAGAAAGCGAUCCUAAUGAUGUUAGCGGAUAUUACUCUAAAGUUAGAAACCAAAAAACUGGUACUCGGUGGGAAGAUGACGUUUACGACAGAGAUAUAGAUGAUUCUGCUCCGAGGCUUGGCGGUUCAAAAACGUCAAGUGCGCCAUCCAGACCCAGGAGUGAAAAACCUGAUUUUGGACUUUCGUCGCCUGCAGCAGGUUCCAGAAGUGCUAGGGAUGCUUCGUCUGGUGCUCCUAAAGCAGUAGCGCUGUUUACUUUCAAAGGUGAGCAGAGCGGUGACUUACCAUUCAGGAAGGGCGACGUGAUUUCCAUUUUAAAAAAGUCUGACUCCCAAAACGAUUGGUGGACAGGCCGGAAUAAUGGUCAAGAAGGGAUUUUUCCCGCCAACUACGUGGAGCUGGUAUAG
Lachancea nothofagi CBS 11611 is the source of this 1233-nucleotide messenger RNA. Lineage: Eukaryota; Fungi; Ascomycota; Saccharomycetes; Saccharomycetales; Saccharomycetaceae. The record is from the annotation of a GenBank genome assembly.